AAACGAACCUGAUAAGAUGCGCAGCCGCGGCGAAGGAGCCAUUGUUCAGACACCAAAACGAAUUGUAUUAAAACCGCCAAUCCCGAUAUUCGACGUCAAAAAGGAUGAAAAUCGCAGACGAUGGGUUGGUUGACCGAUCGUAACAAAGAAUCGAUCGGGGGGAGAGGACGAAAGACGGCGUUGUCCACCGAGGCGCGACUGACGCUGCCUUCCCAGGUACAACACACGAAAUCGGUCUUUGUACGAGUCGGAGGACGGUGGAUCGUUUUGGAAGGAAACGGCGAUGGGAUGCGUGUAAUUAGGAGAUUAAAGAAGAAAAAAAAGAAAAAGGAGAUCAAGAUAGAGAGAAUGAGGGGAGGGGAAAGGGACAAACGAAGGGCAGGAGAAGGAAGGAAGGGAAGGCUAGAGAGUCGAGACUGCCAAAGGAGAGAGACAGAGCAAAGAUAGAGAGGGAUUGAGAAACCGCAAAGGGAGAAAGGAAAAAAGAAAGAGGAAAGAGUAAAAAGAGGGAAGGAAAGAGGAAAGGUUUUUUUUCCCUCCCCUGCUAUUUUUUUUCCAGUAUUUUUUUUUUUUAGGUGGAAAACCGUCGGUUUAGGAUACGGACAACACGCUGUCUUUGGCUUAUGGAGUAAAA
Molecule: messenger RNA, 634 nt
Organism: Aspergillus ruber CBS 135680
Lineage: Eukaryota; Fungi; Ascomycota; Eurotiomycetes; Eurotiales; Aspergillaceae
Exons: 1
Coding region: 121-447 (108 amino acids)
Source: RefSeq, a predicted model, not a curated record